Molecule: messenger RNA, 591 nt
Organism: Paralichthys olivaceus (Japanese flounder)
Lineage: Eukaryota; Metazoa; Chordata; Actinopteri; Pleuronectiformes; Paralichthyidae
Source: RefSeq, a predicted model, not a curated record
AGCUCGGUGUAAUAAUGUCAUUUAAAACUUCAGUUUUUUAACUUGGAUUUAUUCAUAUGAGUGUGAGAACUUUAGCAUGUUUUGUGUAUUUUUCUCUCUCUUUGGAUAAAAGAAUUUUAAAAAUUGUAGUAGUCCCUCAUGAUCUCUUUAUACUACUGCUACUACCACGAAUAAUAAUAAUGACAAUAAUGAUUAUACAUAUAAUAGAAUAUAAAGUGUGAGGAACAGAAAUACUCUGGUAAAAAGGAGCAUGUGCUGGUGGUACAGCUCAGUAUUAGAGUAUCAGAGUAUUCGAGUAAAAGUAACUGUAAUCUGACUGGGACUGAAAUGAAUGGGGGAGCUCUUCCAGCGGCGGCCGCAGGGGGCGCUGUUGUCGCUGUCCUUACCCAUAAGCGGGGGAGUGAGAGGUGCAUGAAAUGGAGAAAAAUGGCGGAUCAUGUGCAGGGCCUUGCCCAGCUGGAGAUCCUGUGUAAGCAGCUGUACGAGACGACCGACUCCGCCGUCCGGCUCCAAGCAGAGAAAGCUCUGGUCGAGUUCACCAACAGCCCCGACUGUCUCAGCAAGUGUCAGCUGCUGCUGGAGAGAGGCAGC